GGCCACUGCCGGUCCAUGACCUUGGCCGUGGAUAUAUAAACCGCCACCUGAACUCUGACUGCAGACUUCACCAUGGGCAGCCAAGGACUACUCUUCGCCGUGCUUCUGGCCUUCAUCGCCAUCGCCCACGCCAAAGUGGAUCUCGAGGAGGCUGAGAAAUUCUUCAACAAAUGCAAGGAAGAGACGGGAGCAGAAGAAACUUUCGAGGACACAUACAAAAAGGAUAUACUACCGUCCAGCGAGAAGGGAAAGUGUUUGCUGGAGUGUAAAAUGAGACUCAAAGGCGUCUAUGACGAGGAUGGCAAGUACAGUCCUGAGGGCGCCAAGAAGUACAUCAGUAAGGUUUUCGAUCACAAACGUGAGAACAUUGACAAGGUGUUGGAGAUUUUUGAAGAGUGUAAAAAGAUUGAUGUUGAGGGAUUGAACAAGUGCGAAGUUGCUUAUAAACACGUAGAGUGUGGUCAGAAAAAACUACGUGAGCACAACAUCAGCUUCAAGGACUAAACACGGGCAACAAACGCAGCACGUGUAAUCUUUUUUAUUUGACAGAGAGAGAAAUUUCUCCCAGUCUGUGUUAAGAAAUUUUUUUGUUAAUUAAAUAAAUAAAUAAUGUUAAAUAAAAUACAAAUAUUCUA
Homalodisca vitripennis (glassy-winged sharpshooter) is the source of this 635-nucleotide messenger RNA. RefSeq names its product general odorant-binding protein 19d-like. Gene Ontology annotation, biological process: sensory perception of smell. The record is from RefSeq and is a predicted model, not a curated record. The coding region runs from base 73 to 504 and encodes 143 amino acids. The transcript is spliced from 7 exons. NCBI's taxonomy places the organism in Eukaryota, Metazoa, Arthropoda, Insecta, Hemiptera, Cicadellidae. Gene Ontology annotation, molecular function: odorant binding.